CAUUUGUUUUAGCUUGAUGAGUAAAACAGUAAUUCACAUAUCGAGUUCAAGAAACACCUAGAGCGAUUAUACAAAUUAUCUAGUUACAUACUUUUUACAUGUAGUUUAAAAGUUCCAUAUUUUUCUAGCAUUUUUGAGAAUUCUAGAACUAGUUCUCGUUCUUUGUAUGACCUUGAGCGAAAUAUUUAAACAAUGCUUUAUGGGUGCAUUGUGAUAAUGAUAAUGAUAACCUAGUUAACAUAACCGACAAUAAUGCCGUGCAACAAUUCACGUUUUCUAUCGGUAGUGUUUGGUUAUAUAAGGCGGUGCAUCGUAUGCCAGUUAAACAUUUGCCAAAUGUUGUGUUACUAUUCGUUUAUCGUACUUUGGUUGGUAGUUCUGUUGUUCGGUGGCUGUAAAGCAGAGCGCAAAUGGGAAUAUGAACCUUUGUCGGUCACAGCCUUUACUUCGGAUGCCUCCCAAAUGAGUCUUGAUCCAAAAAUCGUUCAAAUGGGCCGCGGAGAAAUUGGAAUAUCCAUUGUAAUAGAGUGGCGCUACGAUACGACUGAAGAAACCAUGGUGGAAGUCGUGGUCUACAGAAGCUCUUCGGGUGAUGAAGGCGACUACAAGCUGCUUCCUUUUGCGAUUCCCAGGCAACCAUUCCACGAUUAUGUCAACACCUACUUCAAGGAUGUUUUUUUGAAGAUGUUGGCACCCUGUUCUAAUUUUCCACAGUUUGAAGGCGACUUGUUACCGCCGUGGCCUCAGGACAAGUACGUCGCAGACAAGUGCAUCUUUGAAGGCGAAGGACUCCCAGAUAUGCUUCCGCCCGGACACUACAAGCUUAUAUUGAACUGCUCUGGACCUGAUCAACCCUCAUGGGGUUUAGCUGGUGUUUUUAAGCUUACACCCAAACUUGUUUAACUUAAAAACAAAAACAAGGAAACCUAUAAAAUAGCAAGAAGGUUUAAAUUCGAGACUCAGUUAUUUUAUGUAAAAACAAGAAAAGAAACCUUUGCAUUCAUUAAAUAUGUCGAACAAAA
This is a messenger RNA of Drosophila ficusphila, 1022 nucleotides long. RefSeq lists its product as uncharacterized. The transcript has 3 exons. NCBI's taxonomy places the organism in Eukaryota, Metazoa, Arthropoda, Insecta, Diptera, Drosophilidae. Bases 253 to 903 code for a protein of 216 amino acids. The record is from RefSeq and is a predicted model, not a curated record.